Molecule: messenger RNA, 1683 nt
Organism: Hansenula ciferrii
Lineage: Eukaryota; Fungi; Ascomycota; Saccharomycetes; Phaffomycetales; Wickerhamomycetaceae
Product: GABA-specific permease
Exons: 1
Coding region: 1-1683 (560 amino acids)
Biological process (GO): transmembrane transport
Cellular component (GO): membrane
Molecular function (GO): transmembrane transporter activity
Source: RefSeq, a predicted model, not a curated record
AUGAGCCAGGUAGUCAUAAACACAUCAUCAUCAGCAUCAGCACUAGAACCACAUAAGACAGUGACUAGUCGAGUUACAGGGACAGUGAAUUAUAUCAAUGCCAGAGAAGUAACAAAUGCUGAAGAUUUAUUAGCUGAAAUUGGUUAUAAACAAGAACUUAGAAGAACUUAUUCAACUUUUGAAGUUUUUGGUAUUGCAUUUUCAAUUAUGGGAUUAUUACCUUCAAUCGCCACUAUCAUAACGUUGGGUUUAGUUCCAGGUCCAGCUGCUUUAGUAUGGGGUUGGUUCAUUGUAGGUGCUUUUAUUUUCGGUGUUGGUGUAUCUAUGGCUGAAUUAGCUAGUGCUAUUCCAACAUCUGGUGGUCUUUAUUAUUGGACUUAUCAUUAUGCACCAGUUAAAUAUAAGGCUGCAUUAUCAUUUUUAGUUGGUACUACAAAUUCUAUGGCUUUAGCAGGUGCUGUUUGUUCAAUUACAUAUGCAUUUGCUCAACAAUUUAUAACAGCUAUAUACUUAGGUCUUGAUGGAUCUUUCAAAAUAACAGAUGCAAUGAUCUAUGGGGCCUUUGCAGGAGCCAUUAUUAUUGAAAUGUGUGUUACAUGUUUCAGUACUAAAUCAACUUCAAAACUUCAAAUGCUUUCAAUUGUUUGUAAUGUUGGUUUGAUCGUUUUGUUUUUAAUUGCAUUACCAAUAGGUACUAAAAUGAAUGCAAAAUUUAAUGAUGCAAAGUUUAUAUUUGCUAAAUAUGAUAACUUGAGUGAUUGGCCUGAUGGAUGGGCUUUUUUUCAAUUUGGGUUUAUGCCAGCUGUUUGGACAAUUGGAGCAUUUGAUUCUUGUGUUCAUAUGUCUGAAGAAUCUAAAACUCCAUCAAGAAGUGUUCCAAUUGGUAUUCUUGGAUCUAUUACAGCUUGUUGGAUCGGUGGAUUUAUUAUAAAUAUUGUCAUUUGUGCAUGUAUGACUACAGAUAUUGAAUCAGUAUUAAAUACAGGUACCGGUCAACCAUUGAUGUUCAUAAUACAAUCUAAUCUUGGUAAAAAAUGGGCUGUUGCAUUUUCAGCUAUGGCUGCAUUUUGUCAACUUUUGAUGGCUUCAAGUACUUUAACUGCAAUUUCAAGACAAGUUUGGGCUUUUGCUAGGGAUGAUGGCUUACCAUUUUCACGUUACAUUAAGAUUGUGGAUAAAAAGACACAAGUUCCAAGAAAUGCAGUUGCUGCUAGUGCUGUCGCUGCUUUAGCUAUUGGGUGUUUGAUUUUGGCUGGUCCUGUUGCUGCUAAUUCAUUAUUUUCAAUUGGUAUGAUUGGAUUAUAUGUUACUUAUGCUAUACCGCAAAUUCUUAGAUUUACAAGUGGAAGAGGUAUAUUUCGUCCUGGUAUUUUCUAUACUGGUAAAAUUCUUUCACCAAUAAUUAACUUUGUCACCAUUGUUUAUCAAUUAUUUAUUGUUAUACUAGCAAUGUUCCCUGAUAGCACAAAAGUUGAAGGUCCAUCAACUAUGAAUUAUGCAGUUGCUGUUAAUUGCGGUGUAUGGGUCCUCUCAAUGAUUUAUUUUGCAGUAUGGAAACAUAAAACAUACCAUGGUCCUAAAUCAAACUUGGAUGAUGAUGAUGAUGAUUAUGACUCGUUGAGUGUCCAUGACGGUCAUGAGAUGACCCAUCAAAGCUCUAGUGGAAUUAUAGAAAAGAGCUGA